Enhydra lutris kenyoni (northern sea otter) is the source of this 1184-nucleotide messenger RNA. RefSeq names its product HD domain containing 3. The record is from RefSeq and is a predicted model, not a curated record. Gene Ontology annotation, molecular function: guanosine-3',5'-bis(diphosphate) 3'-diphosphatase activity. Bases 282 to 824 code for a protein of 180 amino acids. The transcript is spliced from 3 exons. NCBI's taxonomy places the organism in Eukaryota, Metazoa, Chordata, Mammalia, Carnivora, Mustelidae.
GGCGGCGCAGCUGGUGGAGGCUGCGGACUUCGCGGCUCGCAAGCACCGACUGCAGCGGCGGAAGGACCCCGAAGGGACCCCCUACAUCAACCACCCUAUCGGUGGGCGCACCGCCCGGGGAGCAACCGCAGCGGUGUCUAGGGGGUGGGGACCCGGAAGGGAUCGCGGAGGGCCUACGCCUCAUUGAGUACCUACAUUGUACCGGGCUUUGUGCCGGGCACUUUUCGUGUUUAAGCCUCGCAGCAACGCGGGACGGUAGGCAUGAUUGUUCCUCUGCACAGAUGACACUUAGAGUAAAGGUCCUCUGGCUAGUGAGAGGCCACAUCUGGCUCUGCAACACCCGCAGCACGCAGCCUGGGGCUCCCUCAGGUCUGACUUCCUGCUUUGCCCCGUCAGGUGUUGCUCGGAUCCUGACCCAUGAGGCGGGAAUCACUGACAUUGCGGUGUUACAGGCAGCCCUGCUCCAUGACACAGUGGAGGACACAGACACCAGCUUGGAUGAGGUGGAGCGGCACUUUGGGGCGCAAGUGCGGCGGCUGGUGGAGGAGGUGACAGAUGACAAGACUGUGCCCAAGCUGGAGAGAAAGCGGCUGCAGGUGGAGCGUGCACCCCACAGCAGCCCCGGGGCCAAACUGGUGAAGCUGGCAGACAAGCUGUACAACCUGAGGGACCUGAAUCGCUGCACCCCAGAGGGAUGGUCUGAACAUCGAGUCCAGGAAUACUUCGAGUGGGCAGCGCAAGUGGUGAAGGGGCUUCAGGGAACAAACCGACAGCUGGAAGACGCUCUAAAGCAGCUGUUUAAGGAGCGGGGGCUGACGCUCUGAGCGGUGCUUGGAGCCAUCAGGGGCCCAAACUCCAGCCUUGGCCAGGCCAGAAAGAUUUCCUGUUCCCGCCUUUCGGUGCCUCUCCAUCUCCCUCCCUGACUGGUUCAGCCCAGAUACAAGAGGCCAAGAGACACUUGCGUCUUGUCACUCUGAAUGUGUCCUGCCAACUCAGCUGAGCCCUGGAUUGUGGAAAUCAGAUGGAGCCCGUCCGAUCCUAAUGCACUUACUGCCCUUUCUCCAGGCUUGGGUCUGUUUGCUAUUCUGUAUGAGUGAACUCUGGCCCCUCAAGGACUUGGGCUUCCAUAAACACUAGUUCAUAAGUCAUUAUGUAAAAAUAAAGCAUUUUGGGUGAAGUUUUAA